This is a messenger RNA of Hydractinia symbiolongicarpus, 2825 nucleotides long. Its product is annotated as protein O-GlcNAcase-like. Bases 16 to 2484 code for a protein of 822 amino acids. NCBI's taxonomy places the organism in Eukaryota, Metazoa, Cnidaria, Hydrozoa, Anthoathecata, Hydractiniidae. The transcript is spliced from 9 exons. The record is from RefSeq and is a predicted model, not a curated record. Gene Ontology annotation, molecular function: beta-N-acetylglucosaminidase activity. Gene Ontology annotation, biological process: glycoprotein metabolic process.
CGUCUUCAUGUUGAUAUGAUUCGAGGAGUAAAUUUUUUUUUAUUAUACCGAGCAGUUGCUGUUUUUUCACGAAAACAUAGGGUGUUAUUUCGAGAAGCCAAAGUGCCUUCCAAAGUAAAAAAGACUUUUUUGCGCUUAUUUGCGCCAAACUAUUUUGCAAAAACUAAAAUGGUUGUUGCUGAAGAAAAGCGUUUUCUUUCAGGAGUCGUGGAAGGGUUUUAUGGAAGACCUUGGACAUGUACUCAAAGAAGGGAGUUAUUUUCUCGGAUGAGGAAGUCUUCCAUGAACACUUAUAUUUAUGCACCUAAAGAUGAUACAAAGCAUAGAGCUUUAUGGAGACAGCUUUACACAAAAGAGGAGGAGAAUAAACUCAAAGUCCUCAUUGAUGCUGCUGAUAGUGAAGAUGUCACAUUUGUAUAUGCAAUUUCUCCUGGGUUAGACAUUUCUUUUGCAAGUGCAGCUGAUACAUCUGCAUUAAAACGAAAAAUGAAACAGGUCAGUAAGCUUGGCUGUCGAGCCUUUGCUUUACUCUUUGAUGAUAUUAACCCAACAUUAAAGCCUUCAGAUGCAGCAGUUUACAAAUCGUCAGCUCAAGCUCAAGCAACUUUAACAAAUGAAUUAUUUACUUAUUUGAAGAAACCAAGAUUCCUCUUUUGUCCUACUGAAUACUGUAAAACAAGAGCCAUUCCAAAUGUUCGAACAUCUGAGUACCUUUCAACUCUUGGCAAAGAUUUAUUUCAGAAAAUUGAUAUCUUGUGGACAGGGGACAAAGUCAUUCCUGAAAUUAUCACUAAAGAGUCGAUUCAAGAACUGGGAGAAGUUUUGCAGAGAAAACCAGUUAUAUGGGACAAUAUACAUGCCAAUGAUUAUGAUCAAAGAAGAGUCUUUUUGGGAGCUUAUUGUGGUCGACCAAUUGAACUUUAUCCUUAUCUAAAUGGUAUCCUCACUAAUCCCAAUUGUGAGUUUGAAGCUAACUAUGUAGCUAUCCACACUUUAGGGACUUGGUAUCGAAUUGCAUCCAGUGCUUAUAAUCAACUAGAUGAAACCUUUGAUGUUCAUAUGGAGGAUUUGUCAGAUGAUGGUAGUUCUCCAAUUACAGAUGAUGAUUGUGACAUGCCUGUUGAUCUUCUACCACCAUUAACAGCAGCCGAUGUUACUUCUGUUGUUUCAGAAUAUAACCCAAAGAGUGCACUGAAACUUGCUAUUAAUGAUUGGUUAGAUGAAUUUAAUACAAAUAAAAGGGCACCACUGAGGUCGUAUUCUAAACGAAAUUUAAAAACAACAGUAAUUAAUGGUCAAACUGUUCUGUCGGCUGUACCUUACGAUCUUGACAUUACCAACACGACUGAAGAUACCAUUGCAACAAUGAUGGAAGAUAAAACCAAACAAAUGUGUUUAACAGAUGAAGACCUUAUGCUGUUAACUGAACUGUUUUGUUUACCAUACGGACAUGGUGAUAAAGGGAACAAACUUUUGCAUGAGUUUAAGUGGCUUCUUUCAAACGUCAGUGACAUAUACGAACAACCACCUAGCAAGGAGAAAGUGUCACGUUGGUUUGACCGUUUGUUGCGUUGUGACGAACAUUGUUCUGAUGUUUAUAAGCUGUUCGAACACUUCUGUAAAAUACCAAAUGAAGCCAUUCUGUAUGACUUGUAUCCAUAUAUUUGGGACUUAAAAGAGGUUGUGCUAACAUUGGACACCUUCGUUCAUUGGUUAAGUGAUUCAAUGACUACAAAAUUGCCCAUCGACACCGUCAGUGUAAAUCAAAUGCCAUUAAAUAUGUCCUUACCACCAAUGACAGUUAUGAACGACUUUAUUGAACCAUGGCAUAUUAAUUAUUUCGGUGGAUUAACUGUGGCUUUACAUAGACUUCUUCCAUUUAGUGGUGGUUUUAUGUUUCUUGAUCAUGCUCCAGACAUUCCUUCCAAUAAUCUUGUCAAAAUUCGGACCUUUUCGCAGUCUGACAAAGAUGCGUUAUAUAAAUUCUGUGCUACGGAAAACAAAGCAGAAGAUUUUAUGAUAGAUGACGAUAAAAUCGAUAUGUGCGGAGAUCAGGAUAUAGGUCGUUACGCCACACUGUGCCCGAGAACCUUGUUUUUAAUUGAGGAUAACAAAGGUAUUUGUGGUUACGUAGCAACUGUGCCCAAUAACAAACAUUUCGUAGAAGAAGUCUAUACAAAAUGGCUUCCUACAAUGAAAGAGAAAUAUGCUGACAAAGACGUAUUGUCUAGUGUGGCAUUCGCUGAUGUUGAAAGUUGGAGCUUACCUACUUCAUCACAUUUAGUGUUCAAAUUAAAUCCAAGGGUGCAUGACGAGUGUGUCAUGAGAAGGAUUUUAAGUUCUGCGCUUUCAGUACUUAAAGCGUCCGGAUCCACUACUAUAUAUCACCAUCUUGAAAACGAAUUUGAGUUUGAUUUUUACACAAAGCUUGGAUUCUUUCCUGUCAGUGACGUACAGGAAAAGCUUUUAUGGAGGGCGUUAUAGUGGGAGUUAGAGUUUCUCCAGAAAGUGAUUUGGGCAUCCAUUGUGCUUAGUCCCCAACGCGGAGCGUUACGUUUGUAAAGAAUAUUCUUGUAUUUUUCGUUUGUUGUGUUCUACAACUUUCCCGCUAAUAAUUUUGUUUCAGUUAAAUUUUCAAAUCUGUGUACAGUGAAAAGUCUUUGGAAUACCUAUGUAAGAAUACACAGAAAACACUUGUCUUGAUUUAUAUUUUUUUACAUAUGUUAGUCUCUAAGGCAAUAUAUGUUGUGUACAUAAUACAUACAUUUGUAGUAUAAGAAAUUUGUUUUAUAAAAUUAAGUUUAAAUAUAUGUGUACAGAUACAA